AAAAUUACCUAAUUACCCAUUACCCAAAAGGCUAAGAAUAAAGGGUCUUCUUCAAUGGAGUUUAUACUAGAGCCUAUCAUGGAAUUGGUAAAGUGUUUGGGGAGGUCAUCCUGUACUUAUCUAGAUUAUCACUUAAACUUUGAUGAAGCUGUGAGUAAUUUGAGAAGAGAAUGGGGAGCUCUAAAUAGUCGAAAAGAUGAUAUAAAUUUACAAGUACAAACUGACGUCCUUCCUUUGGGGAAAGAAGUGAAACAUGAAGUACAAAGUUGGCUUGAUCAUGUGCAAGAAAUCAAUAAUGAAGUGCAAGCUAUUCAAGGAAAGAUUCAGAAAGUGAAGUGGUACUCAAGGGGCCGUGUUGGAAGACUUGUUUGCAAGAAAAUUGAGGUGGUGAAAAACAUCCAGGAACAAGGUAGUUUUCCUAAUGGUCUCGUAGUUGAUAAACCUCCCCGUGGAAUUAUCAUGCCAACUGUGAAUGUAGUGGGUGAAGAUUCUGUAAAAGGGACAAUUUGGGGAUACUUGAUUGGCAAUGAGGUUGGAAUGAUUGGAGUUUGUGGGAUUGGUGGGGUUGGAAAGACUACCAUCAUGAAAAAUAUCAAUAAUGAAUUGGUGAGGCAGAUUAAGUUUGAUAAAGUAAUUUGGGUCACUGUAUCUUACCCAAUCGAUGUAAUCAAAUUACAAGAAAACAUCGCUCGUGCUUUUGCUGUGGAACUCCCAAAAGGUGAGGACAAAGAGAGGCGGGCGGCUGAAUUAAUGAGCUUAAUGGGAAGAGCAAGACAUUUGUUGAUACUAGAUGAUGUCUGGGAAGUGUUUUCUUUGAUUGAAGUGGGAAUUCCAGAACCAACAAUUCAGAAUGGAAGCAAAAUAGUUAUCACUAGUAGAUCCAUUGAAGUGUGCCAAAAAAUGGGCUGUGAAAUAGUCAAAUUGAAACCUCUUUCUUUUCAUGAGUCUCUCAACUUAUUCUUAGAUAAAGUUGGGCGCCAUAUUCUACAAGUUCCAAAUUUAGAAGAAAUCUUGAAGCUCAUCGUGGAGGAGUGUGGUGGUUUACCACUGGCCAUUGUUGUGAUAGCAGAAAGUAUGAAGGGAGAGGAUGAUGUUCAUGUGUGGAAGAAUGCCUUAACUGAACUACGAGAAGGGGUAAAGAGUGUGACUGGUUCAGAUCAAAAGAUAUUUAAGAGGUUAAGGUUUAGUUAUGAUCGUUUGAAUAAUUUUGAAAUCCAAAGCUGUUUUCUUUAUUGCUCCUUGUUUCCUGAAGAUUAUCCAUUUCUGAGAGAAAACUUAAUAGAAGGGUGGAUUUAUGAAGGAUUAAUUGAUGGAUUGGCUAGUAGAGAAGCAACUUAUGAUAAGGGCCAUACCUUUUUAAAUAUGCUCGUAAAGAAUUGCUUGUUAGAGAAAACUGUUGAUUGGGGUGGUGAUGUUUUCAAGAUGCAUGAUGUACUGAGAGACAUGGCUAUCAAAAGCAUUGGUCCUGAAUUGGGAUAUAUGGUAAAAGUUGGUAUGAAAUUGAUAGACGUACCAAAUGAGCAUGGGUGGGGAAAUGAUCUUAAGAAGGUGUCUCUAAUGAAGAAUGACAUAUCAAAAAUUCCCCUUGGGUUGUGCCCAAAGUGUCCAACUCUUUCAACUUUGAUAUUGUCAAAUAAUCCUAAUUUGUCCGAGAUCCCAGAAUCCUUCUUUGAAGGUAUGCCCGAAUUGAAGGUUCUUGAUCUUUCUGAAACUGGUAUUGAAGCUUUACCUAAUUCCAUCUCAAACUUGGAGAAGCUCACUUCUCUUAGGUUACAGAGUUGUGCAAGGUUAAGGUAUUUGCCUUCUUUAGCAAAGCUUAGGGCAUUAAAGAAGUUGGAUCUGGGUGGUUCCAAGAUUGAGGUGGUCCCUCAAGGCAUGGAGAAAUUGAUUAGUCUGGAGUAUCUUAAUUUAAGUGCUUGUUACAAUCUAAAAGAGAUUCCAAUGGGAAUGUUAUCAAACCUUUCCAAUCUCCAAUACUUGUCAUUUUAUGGAAAAUUGAAGAUAAAAGGAGAUGAGGUUGUGAGAUUGAGCAAGUUGAAGACCUUUUAUGGUGUAUUCGAUGACAUACAAGGCUACAAUUAUUUUGUCAAGUCUCAAGAUUUCCAAAUUCUUACUGAUUACUUUAUUAAAGUAGGAGAAAGACUCGAAUAUUUGUUGACUACUCAGUGGAAAGCUGUGGUUAGUAUUAAUUAUUGUGACUUAGGAGAAGAAUGUAUGGUGCUUCCAGAUAACCUUCAGAACCUGGAGAUGGUGCGGUGUAGAAACAUGAGAAGCGGCUUAAAUAAAGCAGCUUUGUUAGAAAAGGCAACCGAGUUGAGUAUUUGUCUUUUUCAAUCUUGUGAAGAUAUGGAAUGCGUCGUUGACUUGGACUCAUCCUCCUAUCCAGUACUGGAUAAGCUUGAAGACCUGUUUCUUAUCGGAUUGCCUAAAUUGAGUGUACUUGUGAGAGUGGAAGGAGUAGCAACACCACCGCACGCCUUCCAAAACUUAGAGCAGAUUCAUGUUAAUGGAUGUAAACAAAUGGAGGAAAUAAUAGCAUCAUCAGAUUCAGAUGCAUCAUCAGAUAAAUUCACCUUUCCCAAGUUAAGGAUAUUACACUUGUGGGAUUUACCCCAAUUGAAGAGCAUCUGCAGUGACAAAGGAGUUAUGGUUUGUGAUUCUAUUGAAGAAAUUACAAUAUUCAGAUGUUGGGAGUUAAAGAGGAUCCCUGUGCAGCUUCCCCUGCUUGAUAAUGGCCAACCAUCUCAUCUCAGAGAAAUCAAGAUAGAUGAAGAGUCAAAAGAAUGGUGGGAAUCAGUGGAAUGGGAUCAUAAGAACCUACUUCAACCUUUCUUGAAAAAUAUUGGUUUUAUAGAGAGAGUACGGGAACAAUUUCUGAUGAGUGAUCAUGAUCUAGAGUACGGAAUCGUCCCAGGCUCCGAUGCACCUAUUUGUGCUGAUUAUGGUGAAGCAGUUGAAGAAAGGGGCAUUAAUGAUGAUGCUCAUGGUGUUAAUUUUAAGAUAGCUUCCAAUGGUGAAAGGCAACAGGAAAAGGAGUGUGGGAGAGAAGUUAAGCCAAUAUCCAUGAUUUGUACCUUUUAGAGAGUAUCGCUUUGCAUUAUAUAACCAGUCUUUCAGGUGCAUAGAUCUUUCAAAUUUAAUCAUUUCAUUGUCUGAUUCUGCUUAUUAUUGAUUCAAUUUUUUAUUAUCAUUGAUUUCUGGUUAUUUACCACAUUCUAUUGUGCACUGGAUGGUGGAGGUGUGCCACACAAUUUCUGUGUUUUAAUGAGAAAUCCAAACUCCAAAGUAGGCUAUUUGCUUCUAGAUUUCCACCUUCCUUUGCUAGGAUGCAGUUUGAAACAGCUUUGUAAAUAACCUCCCUU
Molecule: messenger RNA, 3362 nt
Organism: Rubroshorea leprosula
Lineage: Eukaryota; Viridiplantae; Streptophyta; Magnoliopsida; Malvales; Dipterocarpaceae
Source: the annotation of a GenBank genome assembly